Molecule: messenger RNA, 2335 nt
Organism: Acipenser ruthenus (sterlet)
Lineage: Eukaryota; Metazoa; Chordata; Actinopteri; Acipenseriformes; Acipenseridae
Product: glycosaminoglycan xylosylkinase
Exons: 9
Coding region: 376-1605 (409 amino acids)
Biological process (GO): protein phosphorylation
Cellular component (GO): Golgi apparatus
Molecular function (GO): phosphotransferase activity, alcohol group as acceptor
Source: RefSeq, a predicted model, not a curated record
CUGUCGGCUGGAGGAGGAAGUUAGCGAGAGGAGAGAGAGAUCGGAGAGAAACAGUGGCGGAAAUACACGACAGCAACUCGAAAAACAAAAUAGCGUCCUUCAUAAAUGUAAUCUGUAAAACGAGAAAAUAAAUAAAUAAAUAAAUAAAUAAAUAAAUAAAUAAAUAAGCAAACCAAACGGGAAAAUCUGCAGCCAGACUCGUGACUGACUGAGGCGAGCAAAGAGAGAGAGAGACCACAGCACCACGUCAGAACUGACACGCCCUGACCUCCUCGCCUCGCCAUUCCUGAUCUCCGCAGGCCGACGGGCUGCCUUUCUCACUGAGGCAGGUGACAUGCUCACGCACCAGGGCUAGACCGUGGAGAGGAGGAGGAGAUGAAGCUGAAGCAGAGGGUGGUCCUGCUGGCCGCACUGCUGGUGGUCCUCAUCCUGGCCAAGGUGUUCCUGCUGGACGGGGGCGAGGGGUCGGCUGCGAGCCGGCAGGACCAGCGCGCCUUCCAGCGCAUGGAGGCGGGUCUGCGGCUGCGGAGGGGGGCGCAGCUCGACCACACCCUGCAGUCCCCCUGGGAGGUGGCGGCGCAGUGGGUGGGGCCGCGCGAGGUGUACCCCGACGAGACCCCUGAGCUGGGGGCCGUGCUCAGCGCCAUGGCGACGGGCCGCGUGGAGCGCGCUGACGUCGGCUACAAGGGCACACAGCUCAAAGCCCUGCUGGUGCUGGAGGGGGGACAGAAGGUGGUCUUCAAACCCAGGAGGUACAGCCGGGACCACCUGGUGGAGGGAGAGCCCUAUGCCGGGUACGACAGACACAACGCUGAGGUGGCCGCCUUUCACCUGGACAGGAUCCUGGGUUUCCGCAGGGCGCCCCUAGUGGUGGGGAGGUUCAUGAACCUGCGGACAGAGAUCAAACCCGUCGCUACUGAUCAGCUGUUGAGCACCUUCCUGAUGCAGGGUAACAACACCUGUUUCUACGGGAAGUGCUAUUACUGCCGGGAGAGCGAGCCGGCCUGCGCGGAGGGAGAGGUGAUGGAGGGCUCGGUGACGCUCUGGCUGCCUGACGUGUGGCCCCUGCAGAAACACAGGCACCCCUGGGGCCGCACCUACCGAGAGGGCAAGCUAGCCAGGUGGGAGUAUGAUGAGAGUUACUGCGACGCUGUGAUGAAGACGGCUCCGUACGACUCUGGCCCGCGGCUCCUGGACGUCAUCGACACGGCCAUCUUCGAUUACCUCAUAGGCAACGCAGACCGCCAUCACUACGAGAGCUUCCAGGACGACGGUGGAGCCAGCAUGCUCAUCCUGCUGGACAAUGCCAAGAGUUUUGGCAACCCUACCCAGGAUGAGAGGAGUAUCCUGGCCCCAGUGUACCAGUGCUGUAUGGUGCGCGUGUCCACAUGGAACCGGCUGACCCUGCUGCGGAACGGCGCUCUGAGCGCGGCAAUGCGGGCGGCCACGGCGCACGACCCCCUGCACCCCGUCCUAUCGGAGCCGCACCUGUCUGCGCUGGACCGGCGGCUGGAGAGCGUGCUGACCACCGUGCGGCAGUGUGUGGAGACGCAGGGAGCCGAGAGCGUGCUGACCGAGGAUCGCAUGAAGCUCUCUCACUCCUAACCAGCAGGGGGAGUCUCGCAACACUGGGGACUGCUUCUUGUGUUUAGAUCCCCCCCACCCACAUCCACCUAAAACACUCUGAGAAGGGGGGAUUGGAGGGGUUGGGAAGGGAGGACCUGCUGUAGCAUUAAUAGACUCACUUUUAUUUUGAAAAUGCGGGAAAGUAAAAAACACUGAAGACCAGUGCUGUUGAAUUCACAAGAGAGGAGAACUCUGUGCAAAGACUAAAACUGGAGCCUGACGAUGGGGGUGUAUGGGUCGACUUUUAAAUAUAUUUGCAAGAAAAGCCACAGCAUGAUCCACACUGCAGCCAGAGGAGCUGGGAGGGGCCGGUCGGUCUGUGUGCUCACAUAGCUAGAGAUGCACCUGAAACAGCACAGGAUCACAAUGGAAGAGGGGGCAGGGUCAGUACUGUACAGUGUGGACAGCAGGGUCACUACUGUACAGUGUGGACAGAAGGGUCACUACGGUACAGUGUGGACAGCAGGGUCAGUACGAUACAGUGUGGACAGCAGGGUCACUACUGUACAGUGUGGACAGUAGGGUCACUACUGUACAGUGUGGACAGCAGGGUCCUUGCUGAAGUUGGGGGGUGCAGUGUGCUGCUGUUGGGAGAUGAUGAGGGGGGUGUUAAAUCAAGGGCUGGAUCUGGGAUAGUAAUAUAGAAUGGGUCGGGAUUCUCACUGGGACAGAGCUGGAUUUUUCUUUAAUAAAUUGCUGUGUGACCUUU